This is a messenger RNA of Nasonia vitripennis (jewel wasp), 888 nucleotides long. RefSeq lists its product as uncharacterized. The transcript is spliced from 4 exons. NCBI's taxonomy places the organism in Eukaryota, Metazoa, Arthropoda, Insecta, Hymenoptera, Pteromalidae. The coding region runs from base 1 to 888 and encodes 295 amino acids. The record is from RefSeq and is a predicted model, not a curated record.
AUGGUGAACAACAAGGUCAGUACGCUUGUUAUGGAUGCGGAGAACGUCACAAACGCAGUGGUGUGCCCCCUUAAUGUCUCAUUUGGUUCUACAUCUCGUCAACUUCCGGUCUACGUUAUUCAAGGCUCUUACGAUUCCUUAUUUGGUCGUGAAUGGAUCGCACAAUUCAGUCACGAAAUUGAUUGGACCGAACUCUUUUCUCCAAUCAAGGUUAAUGUCCUUUCUACUCUUCCAUCUUCAUUAACUCGUGAUCAACAAGCACAGCUGGAUCAACUUUUGACAAGGUACGCUGAAGUUUUCAGUGAAACAGCUGGAAAGCUUACUGGACCUUCAGUUAAGGUACAUUUUAAACCUGGAACUUCUCCUGUUUUUGCUCGUGCUCAAGAUCAUAUGCGUUACGCGACAAAUAUUCUAAAGCAGUUGAUGCUAAACUUGCGUCUAGAUUUUACAAAAAAGUUGAUUUUUCCGAAUGAAUGUCCUAUUCCAAAACCUAGUGACAUUUUCAACAAAGUAAAAGGAGCCAAAAUUUACGUACAUCUUGAUAUUACAGAUGCUUAUACUCAUCUUCCUGCUGACGACGAGUACAGUCAUGCUUUAACUCUCAAUACUCAUACACAUGGGUUGGUUCGUCCUACACGAGCUGUUUACGGCGCAGCUAACGUUCCUGCAGUUUGGCAACGUCGAUUAAAAGAAAUCUUACAAGAUCUAAAAAACGUUGAAAAUUUUUUCGACGACAUCAUUGUAUGGGCUGAAAGUUUCGAAGAAUUGUUGAUUAUUCUGGAAACGCAAUUUUCUGGUCAUAAACUAGAUACACAAAUUCAUAAAUCUGAUUCUCACAUCAAGGCAAUUCGUGAUGCACCUAAACCUUCUACACCUAUCAAGAAUUAA